CCCAACUUAGUUGGUAAGAAGGAACAAAGCGAUCGGUGUGGCGAAAGAGAAAGCGCAUUCACACAGCUCUGUUGACGUGUGCAAUGCCCCAUUUCCAAAUAGGUAAAUAAAUAAAUAAAUAAAUAACCAUGGCCGCCAGCGUGGUCAAGGCGCCCAAGUGUCCGCGUCGGGGAUCGGCCAAGGAUGUGGCCAAGAAUACGACGGUGGCGGUGCAGAAGGUCAAGAACAACAACGAGGCCAACUGGAACUGGUGGCUUCUGCUGGCCACCGUCUUUCUCAUCACCUUUGCCACACGCUUCUACAAGGUUACCGAACCGGAUCACAUAUGUUGGGAUGAAACGCACUUUGGCAAGAUGGGCAGUUGGUACAUCAACAGAACCUUCUUUUUCGAUGUUCAUCCACCGCUGGGCAAGAUGCUUAUUGGACUCUCUGGCUACUUGACGGGAUAUAAUGGAACGUUUCCUUUUGAAAAACCAGGCGAUAAGUACAAUGAGACUCGUUAUCAGGGGAUGCGAUAUUUUUGCACCACCCUGGGGGCCCUGAUAAUGCCCAUGGGCUUCGACACUGUCUACGAUUUAACGCGCUCCCAUGAGGCGGCCCUGCUCUCGGCAGCCUAUUUAAUAUUUGAUGUGGGUCUCCUUACCCUCAACCAGUACAUCCUCCUUGAUCCCAUCUUGCUAUUCUUCAUGAUGGCCUCCGUUUGGGGCAUGGUGAAGAUCUCGCGAAGCACCUCCUCGGGUGGCUCCUACUCCCUCCGCUGGUGGUUCUGGCUCUUCCUCACCGGCACCAUGUUAUCCUGCACAAUCAGUGUGAAGUUUGUGGGUCUGUUUGUGGUCCUUCUGGUGGGUUUGCACACGGCCACCGAGCUGUGGCUCAUCCUGGGCGAUCUGGGACAGCCCAUUUGGGAGACUGUGAAACAGGUGGCCUGUCGGGCCAUUGCCCUCAUUGCAUGGCCCAUUCUCCUCUACAUUCUCUUCUUCUACAUCCACCUGAGUGUCCUGAACAGGAGUGGCAAUGGCGAUGGCUUCUACAGCUCCGCUUUUCAGUCCCGCCUCAUCGGGAACUCCCUGUACAAUGCCAGCAUGCCGCGGGACGUGGCCUAUGGCUCCGUGGUGACCAUUAAGAACCACAAGACGGGCGGCGGCUAUCUCCAUUCCCAUCAUCAUCUAUAUCCCAAGGGAUCGGGAGCCAGGCAGCAGCAGAUCACCACCUACACACACAAGGACGAGAACAACAAGUGGCUCAUUAAGCCGCACAACAAGCAGCGAGUGGCCAAGGAUAAGCUGCACUUGCUCCGCCAUGGGGAUCUCAUCCGGCUGGAGCAUGUGGCGACCAAGAGGAAUCUGCAUUCCCAUGGCGAACCGGCUCCAAUGACCAAAAAGCAUCUACAGGUCACGGGCUACGGCGAGAACGGUGCCGGCGAUGCCAACGAUGUGUGGCGCGUGAUGGUUGUGGGCGGCAAGGUCAACGAGACGGUGCACACGGUGACCUCCCGCCUGCGCUUUAUCCACCUCUUGCAGAACUGCGUCCUGACCUCCAGUGGGAAGCAGCUGCCCAAGUGGGGAUUCGAGCAGCAGGAGGUGUCCUGCAACCUCAAUGUGCGCGACAAGAAUGGACAGUGGAACAUCGAGGACAACGAGCACAAGUUGUUGCCCAGUGUCAGUUUCAGCAUUUAUGCGCCAGGAUUCUUUGCACGCUUCCUGGAAUCGCACGCCGUCAUGCUGCAGGGCAACGCGGGACUGAAGCCCAAGGAGGGCGAGGUGACCAGUCGACCCUGGCAGUGGCCCAUUAAUUACAGGGGUCAAUUCUUUUCGGGCAACAUUUAUCGCAUAUAUUUGCUUGGAAAUCCGGUGAUCUGGUGGAGCAAUCUGGUCUUUCUGGCCCUCUUCGUGGCUGUCUUUCUGUACAAUGCCAUCCUGAAGCAGCGACAAGCUGGUCUAAACCAAUACCAGGUCGAAAUGCUUCAGUAUGAGCUGCAGCACUCCCAGGGAGAUUGCCAGGCUGUGGCCCAGGGCGAGGACAGUGAACCCUCGACCGCGGAGCUCUGCAGGUGCUGUCCUUCGCUGGAGCAGAGGCUCAAAAAGGAGCAACAGGAGCAGGAGGAGCAGGAACAGGAGCUGUCCAAUGGGGAUUCCCCCUCACCGGCCAUGUCCUUGCAGGCGGGCGCCUGGCUUUUUGUGGGCUGGGUGCUUCACUACCUUCCCUUCUGGGCCAUGGGAAGAGUGCUCUACUUUCAUCACUAUUUUCCGGCACUAAUCUUUAAUUCCCUGCUCACUGGUGUCAUGUUCAACUACCUGAUGCGCUCCCUCUCCAAGUGGAUCCAGCAUGUGAUCCUGGGCGUGGUUCUUUCGAUUCUCGUCUAUAGCUUUGUCCGAUUCUCGCCUCUGGCUUAUGGCAUGAGCGGUCCGCUGGCCAACGAGCCCAACUCCACGAUGCACAGCCUCAAGUGGCUGUCCACCUGGGAGUUUUAGUUAAUUUUAAAUAUAAUCUAGCUAUUUUUUUUUCUAAUAUUUAUGGUAGUUUUAAAAAUGUUUAAUUUAUAGAUGCUUAGGUUAUAUUUUGCACAACAAUUAAGUC
Drosophila serrata is the source of this 2577-nucleotide messenger RNA. RefSeq names its product Protein O-mannosyl-transferase 2 (gene tw). Gene Ontology annotation, biological process: protein O-linked glycosylation via mannose. Lineage: Eukaryota; Metazoa; Arthropoda; Insecta; Diptera; Drosophilidae. Gene Ontology annotation, molecular function: dolichyl-phosphate-mannose-protein mannosyltransferase activity. Gene Ontology annotation, cellular component: endoplasmic reticulum; membrane. The record is from RefSeq and is a predicted model, not a curated record.